Molecule: messenger RNA, 1941 nt
Organism: Equus quagga
Lineage: Eukaryota; Metazoa; Chordata; Mammalia; Perissodactyla; Equidae
Gene: LACTB2
Product: lactamase beta 2
Exons: 7
Coding region: 61-927 (288 amino acids)
Cellular component (GO): mitochondrial matrix
Molecular function (GO): RNA endonuclease activity; single-stranded RNA binding
Source: RefSeq, a predicted model, not a curated record
UCCGGGCCUCGCUGGGGCCUGCGCCCGGGUGCUCUCGCAGCGGGCGAGCGGCUGGCGGAGAUGAGUGCCUCGCUGCGGCCCAUCGAACGGCUGUCCGGCCGGGUGGUGCGCGUCCUGGGCUGUAACCCGGGGCCCAUGACCCUGCAGGGCACCAACACCUACUUGGUGGGGACCGGCCCCAGGAGAAUCCUCAUUGACACUGGAGAACCUGCAGUUCCAGAAUAUAUCAGCUGUUUAAAGCAGGCUCUGACUGAAUUUAACACAGCAAUCCAGGAAAUCAUAGUGACUCAUUGGCACCGUGAUCAUACUGGAGGCAUAAGAGAUAUCUGUAAAAGCAUCAGUAAUGACACUGUAUAUUGCAUUAAAAAACUGCCACGGAAUCCUCAUAAAGAAGAAAUUAUAGGAGAUGGAGAGCAGCAAUAUGUUUAUCUGAAAGAUGGAGAUGUGAUUAAGACUGAGGGUGCCACUCUAAGAGUUAUAUACACACCUGGCCACACUGAUGAUCACAUGGCUUUACUUUUAGAAGAGGAAAAUGCUGUCUUUUCUGGAGAUUGCAUCCUAGGGGAAGGAACAACUGUAUUUGAAGACCUCUAUGAUUAUAUGAACUCCCUAAGAGAGUUAUUGAAAAUCAAAGCUGAUAUUAUAUAUCCAGGACAUGGCCCAGUAAUCCAUAAUGCUGAAGCUAAAAUUCUACAAUACAUUUCUCACAGAAAUAUGCGAGAACAGCAAAUUCUUAGAAUAUUUAGUGAGAACUUUCAAGAAUCAUUUACAGCAAUGGAGCUUGUAAAAAUUAUUUACAAGAAUACUCCUGAGCAUUUAUAUAAAAUGGCUGAACGUAAUCUCUUGCUUCAUUUGAAAAAAUUAGAAAAAGAAGGCAAGAUAUUUAGCAACAUGGAUCCUGACAAGAAAUGGAAAGCUAAUCUUUAGUGUCAGAUUAAUGGAUGAUUUUGUUGUUUUGUUUUUAGAGAAUGGUAUGUUUUCUUAACUAUUAAUUAUUUACAGAGAAUAUAGAGUAUAAAGCAUUGAAAAUAACCCUAGAUACACUUUAAAAUGAUGUAUAUUUAUUAUAAAAUAUAUAAAUCACAUUUCACAUUUAUCAUACAGGUUAUUUAUUUAACCUAGGUCUUACAACAUUUUACCAAAAAUUCAGAAUCCAGCAUUGUAUCCAGUUUCAAUAGAUUAUAUAAAAUGGUUACAUUAAAAAUAGUAAAAUUUAUGUAAUUUAAACUGGAUAUUAUUCUUGGGGAUUAGUUAUCUAUUACCAUUGGCCCGUGUACUAUUUUCUCUAGCUGCUUCAGUUAGCAGCACAGACUUCUAUGUAAUCCUUCCUUUUCUACAACCUUUGUCUACAUCUGUAGAUAAGAGCUUUGUUUUCAUGUUUCUAUCAAUUAUGUCAUGAUUAUGUAUUAAUUCUAAAGCUCUGUAUCACGUGUAUUUUCUUAUAAUGAUAUCCCACAUCAAUUUUUGCUAAUCAAAAAGUAUUAAAUUCCCAGUUAAAGGCAUUAUAAAAUAAAUAAUUAUUUCUGUAAUCCAUUAGUAUAACCAACUUACUUUCCAAGUGUAGGCUUUACUAUAUAGAUAGUCAUCAGCAUAUAUAUGAAUUAUGUACUAAAAGUCAGGUAUAUAACUCAAGCGAGGUCAGCUUUCUUUGAGAUCCUCACCUCUUUCUGGCCCUUUUCCCAAAGUCCCUACCCCUUUCAGAUUAUUCUAAACACUUAUUCUCAUGCCCUGGAAACCUGUUAUAUUCCUGAAACCAUUCCACGUUACAAAAUAACUGUGAACUCAACAACAAGAAAACAAAACAAACAACCCAAUCCAAAAAUGGGCACGGGACUCUAAUAGACAGUUCUCCAGAGAAGAUAUAUAAAUGGCCAAUAAGCACAUGAAAAGAUGUUCAACAUCACUAAUCUUUAGGGACAUGCAAAUUAAGAUCACAGUGAG